This is a messenger RNA of Cyclocybe aegerita, 696 nucleotides long. The record is from the annotation of a GenBank genome assembly. NCBI's taxonomy places the organism in Eukaryota, Fungi, Basidiomycota, Agaricomycetes, Agaricales, Hemipholiotaceae.
AUGUCGAAGAUAUUUGAACUCCCAGCGUCUGCGCGUCCUGCGGAAAAAGUCCCACUGAAGUAUGGGGUUGUCCUGUACCCCGGAUUCCAAGCGCUCGACGUUUUCGGACCGUUGGACGCUCUGAAUUCGUUGUCGCUGGCAUACCCUUUGCAACUCUACAUUAUCGCGGAGACGCUCAACCCCGUAUCGACCAAGCCACCCGACCAUCUAAACCCUGCAGGGUCAAAUUUUGCUCAAUCGAUCGUACCAACACACACCUUCGACUCUGUACCACCUAUUGACGUCCUCAUCGUCCCGGGAGGUGUCGGAAAUCGUGCCCCAGCAAACAUGGAUAGCGUCCUGGCAUAUAUCGCGAAGAUCUACCCAAGUCUGCAAUAUUUGAUCACCGUCUGCACUGGAUCGGGCCUGGCUGCGCGUGCGGGAGUGUUGGACGGGAAGAGGGCCACCACGAACAAACGCGCUUGGGCACGAACGGUUGACUUGCGAACCCAGGUGACCUGGAUCCCACACGCCCGAUGGGUGGUCGAUGGAAACAUCUGGACGUCAUCAGGGGUUAGCGCAGGGAUCGACAUCAUAUUCGCAUUUAUAGGCGAAACAUACGGGCGGGAGGUGGCACCGAUGAUUGCUGAUUUUCUCGAGUACGAGAGGCACACGGAUUCAACUUGGGACCCGUACGCAGAGAAGUAUGGCUUGUGA